Aureococcus anophagefferens is the source of this 1105-nucleotide messenger RNA. RefSeq lists its product as hypothetical. Gene Ontology annotation, cellular component: cytoplasm; nucleus. Bases 14 to 898 code for a protein of 294 amino acids. Lineage: Eukaryota; Pelagophyceae; Pelagomonadales; Pelagomonadaceae. Gene Ontology annotation, biological process: protein phosphorylation; intracellular signal transduction. The record is from RefSeq and is a predicted model, not a curated record. Gene Ontology annotation, molecular function: ATP binding; protein serine/threonine kinase activity. The transcript is spliced from 4 exons.
CACGCCGAUAUUAAUGCAGCCUAACAGGAAGAAGUGGGAGUGGCAGAUAUUACAAGAAUGGCAGUCGCCAACGACGAUAAGUCAGCGCCCGCAUUCAUGGGAGUGGGAAAUCAAAUUGCCUGGUCGCGAUGGAGACGUCUCGCCGGAGAGGUUCUUAGAAGGCGAAGCGCGAUAUGAAAUUUUGGAGCGGCUCGGCAAGGGUACUUUCGGUGAGGUAUGCGCAGCUCGAGAUCUGAAACUUCACAUGGAUGUGGCCAUUAAACGCAUCAGCGAUGCUUUUGCCGGUUACACGUGCGCUAAACGAACACUGCGCGAGGUUCGCAUUUUGCGCCUCCUCGAUGCCCAUGAAAAUCUCAUCAAGAUGCGUCGACACUCGCCAACUGAUGUUUAUGUUGUUUUUGAACUCAUGGACACUGACCUCUCUCGGGUGAUCGAGUCCUCCCAGCAUCUUGGGGAUGAACACAUCAAGUUUUUUAUGUACCAACUUUUGAGCGCUGUCCACUUCCUACAUACUGCUGGCAUUGCACACCGUGAUAUCAAGCCUCGAAAUAUGCUUGUAAAUGCUGACUGCACCCUGAAAAUUUGUGACUUCGGACUUGCAAGGCUGUGCACGCCUGAUCUUGUUGUAGACGGUGGUAUGACCGAUUAUGUCGCCACGCGUUGGUAUCGCGCUCCCGAACAUUCGCAGAGGAACGCAAUCGAUCCUCGUGCUUUUGCCUUUGACGACGAUGACGAUGACGGUGGUGGUGACAACGCUGCACGUGAAUACGAAGAUGCGCGUUUGAGCAAGGAGAUCAUUCAGGAGAUUGAAUAUUACCAAGCGGACCCUGUCAUGGACUCGCUCUCUGUUUUCUUUUGCUGUGCUUUGUCCCCUACACGCACCGGCGAAGCAUGCUAAAGAAACAUGGCUUCCUUUCUCAGGGGAUUGUGUCUGCGCAUGACGCCCAGGAUGCUUGUGCGAAUAUGAUGCGUCGGCGGCUUUACCUACAGCCCUGGCGACUAGAGCCUAGUAGCUACGUCGAAGUCCACGUUGGUGCGAAGGGCGGGUGUCGCAGUAUGUGAGUGUGGUCCGAUUAAGAGCGACUGGGGGCUUUCCCCGAAGAAA